Molecule: messenger RNA, 1168 nt
Organism: Astyanax mexicanus (Mexican tetra)
Lineage: Eukaryota; Metazoa; Chordata; Actinopteri; Characiformes; Acestrorhamphidae
Gene: arpc5lb
Product: actin related protein 2/3 complex, subunit 5-like, b
Exons: 4
Coding region: 125-580 (151 amino acids)
Biological process (GO): Arp2/3 complex-mediated actin nucleation; cell migration; regulation of actin filament polymerization
Cellular component (GO): cytoplasm; actin cytoskeleton; Arp2/3 protein complex
Molecular function (GO): actin filament binding
Source: RefSeq, a predicted model, not a curated record
UGGGGCCGCGCAGCCAGUCUAUCUCCCCUGUCCGCUGUGUGAGCGCGGAGGUUGAGCUGCAGUUCAGGCUGCCUGUGUGUCUGAGCUCUGUGCCCGGCUCUCCUCCAGCUGUGGCCCGCGCGGGAUGGCGAGGAACACGCUGGGGUCCCGCUUCAGGAGGGUGGAGGUGGACGGGUUAGAGGAGAACAGCAGGUUCGUGGAGGAGCAGGACGAGGCGGCGGAGCUGCAGGGCCCGGACACCGCGGAGGUGGACAGCCUCCUCAGGCAAGGAGACAUGAUGUCAGCCUUUCAUGUUGCACUAAGAAACCCUCCAAUCAACAGCAAGAACCCAGCAAUAAAGGAAAAAGCUCAGGCAGUAGUGUUGAGGGUGCUGACAUCAUUCAAGAGCAGUGACAUAGAGCCUGCUGUAAAAUCCAUAGACAGAAAUGGCAUCGAUCUGCUCAUGAAGUACAUCUACAAAGGCUUUGAGAAGCCUUGUGAGAAUAGCAGUGCAAUUCUGCUGCAGUGGCACGAAAAGGCCUUUGCUGUUGGAGGACUUGGCUCAAUUGUUCGAGUUAUGACAUCCAGAAAAACUGUAUGAGUUGCCAGAUAAAGGCAACUAUGGAUAUAUACUGAACAUGCUUGCUCACAUGUGAAGAGGAAGUCUCGUCACUUAUUCUUUGUUGGCUGGAGAAGACACCAGUGAAUGAUCUAAAAGAUGAGCAAAAAGAGUCUACUGAAUGGAAAUUUCCAUUUUUAUGUAUGGAAACGGUGAAGUGAAAUGUCUAAAAAUGCUAUAUUUGGGGUUGGAGAACCGAGUUUAAGAGGGGAAACCGAACAAUACAAUAUGAUGCACUCAUAUUAUGAGCAGGCACAUCACUGUGUAAACAUGCUGUUGAUUCAUGAGUGCACCAACGACAUGAGUCUGGGUUUGAAAGUGCAAGUGGAUUUUUUGAGUGUGUGUAUGGCUGGGUGGACUGCAUAAAAGUCGUAUGAAAAUCAGAUUUAUUACUUAUAUUUAACUUCAUGGUCCUCUCGCUCUUUGUAAAGAGAGAACUAACUGUUUGAUAUUUUAAGUGAUCUUCAGUUUAAAAGAGUAUGCAUACUUAAGGAGGUGAACGAUGAUGAUGACGACUGUAAAGUGCCUGCUUGCUCAAAUAAAUAAAUUGGCUGUGACUUAUACAUAAAA